AUGGGCGGCCACGUGGCACCUUGGCCGCUGGAAAAUGACGAGGACGGAUUAGCGUCAAUUCUGGGAGACGGAAUUACUGAGCGUGACAAACUCGAUCAAAUUGCUGAGAAUCUCAUCCCAAUGAAAGGUCGAGUAGUUAGAGCUCCUCCUAUCAGGCUCGAGAAGUUAGAGUCCGACUACGAAGGCUGGCGCCUCAGCUCGAGGUUCCAUUUUAAAGACAUCACGGUGAACGAAGCUGAGUAUCAUGGUGAUUCUCGAAUAGCUAUUCAACAAGCCCAAGGACUUAUCCAGUGUCUGAAUCCCAGGUUGAAGUUACUGCUCGCUCCGUUCGAAGGUCUGCGCAAAGAAUUCAAGUCUGGGCGCAUAGUACAUGUGAAAUGGGAGUAUAAUGCUGCCGCUGAUUACGUGAUCGGCAAAACCGGCUUAUCCCGGAACUCGGUGGAAAUCGUGGAUCCGAUCAAACUAGCUCAGCUGAAACAGAUGAAUAGGAUACCCGAACGACAGGUGAAGCAGCGUACUUUAGAAGACACGAAACCUGGGAAUUCAGUCACGAAAUCGGAUGAAUUGGCACCCCUGGAAACACAAAGAAGAACGGAGCGUGUAAGAUCCUGUUUGACUAUUCCCGGAUCCGAAUCGAUAGAAGGCGAAGCUAGUCCACUGGUACCUUCUUCUCAGAUAUUUGUCGCUGUGACGAGAAGUAGAACAAGAGUCUCUCCACCGACAGGUCCAGGAACUUCUGAGGCGAUGAUGGAACAAUCUGAUUCUAGGACGUCUGAGAAUACUAUGGAAUCCAGAGGAUAUCUACCUGAAGGAAAGACGCCUGCGGGGGCAAUAAAGACUGAACACUGGAUUCGUCGCCUCACCACUUAUUUGCGUGGAGAUUUGAGAAAACUCUCAGCUGCUGAAGCACUCCCGGAAUGUGUUAUACUACUGAAAUCGGUCGACGCCAACAAGGAAGGUAAUAUGAGACUCGUGGUCCCCAAGACACUCCAGAAAGAUUUAUUGCAUCUGUGCCAUGAGGGUUUUCAAGGGGGUCGUCAGGGAAUUCAUAGAACUCAGGAGCGCUUACGCCAGGAAUACUAUCGGCCAGGAAUGUACGGGGAUGAUGAACGUUUCGUGAGGGAAUGUAAAGAUUGGGUCACGGCUAAGGGCGCGCCAUCGAAUGCCAGACCUUCGUCUGGUAAUAUUCUCGCUACUAAGGCAUUUGAGGUGUUAUCCAUGGAUUCCAUGACACAUCUGCCGAAAUCAUGUCGAGGCAACACAGUUUUGCUGUUAUUCCAGUGUGUAUUCUCAGGGUUUAUUAUUCGUAAAGCAAUGAGUGAUACCACAGCGCAAGAAGUUGUAGAAGCCUAUAUGGAGCGAGUAUUUCAGCUUUUUGGUGCUAGUAAUCCAGAUUUAUGA
Phytophthora megakarya is the source of this 1401-nucleotide messenger RNA. Lineage: Eukaryota; Oomycota; Peronosporomycetes; Peronosporales; Peronosporaceae. The record is from the annotation of a GenBank genome assembly.